Messenger RNA from Nannospalax galili (Upper Galilee mountains blind mole rat), 1026 nucleotides. RefSeq names its product male-specific lethal 3 homolog. The coding region runs from base 1 to 1026 and encodes 341 amino acids. Lineage: Eukaryota; Metazoa; Chordata; Mammalia; Rodentia; Spalacidae. Gene Ontology annotation, cellular component: MSL complex; nucleus; NuA4 histone acetyltransferase complex. The record is from RefSeq and is a predicted model, not a curated record. The transcript has 2 exons. Gene Ontology annotation, biological process: chromatin organization; regulation of DNA-templated transcription.
AUGGACGGGCGAGCCAUCACUAUAGACAUCCCUGAGGUGCUCAGGAAGCAGCUGCAUGAUGACCGUUUCUACGUUAACAGGAGGAAACGGUUACUGAAACUGCCCUGCCAGACCAACAUCCGGGCCAUUUUGGAAUCCUACGUGAGGCAUUUCGCUAUAAAUGUAGCCAUUUCGGCCAAUGAGAGGCCCCAUCAGCAACAGGCCAUGGUGCAUGCGCCCUGCAUCCCAGCCGAGAAGAACGUGGACCUUUGCAAGGAGAUGGUGGACGGAUUGCGAAUCACCUUUGAUUACACUCUGCCGCUGCUUCUGCUCUACCCGCAGGAACAGGCUCAGUAUAAAAAGGUGGCUUCGUCUACAUUCUUUCUUCCUAUUAAGAAAAGUUCCAUGGAUACCAACAGGAGUGAGGAGGAGCUCUCUUCUGACUCGCCUUGGUCCAAUCUAUCCACGCCACAAUCCACAAAGAGUCGUCAGCCUGUGAGUGAGCCCAUCACCCUCAAGAGGCGCAGAGCAGAGCCCAAAGCAAUGCGGUCCUUGAGGCGCUCCAGGCGCCAUAGCACCCCUGGCCACAGGCUGUCUGAGAGCAGGGCCUUACCUCAGUCCAAGCAAGGGCAAGGGCAGGGCAAGUCCCCCAGCACACCCAAGCUGUUCCUGCACUUGCAGAAGAACACCCCUGUGCAUAGCAGACCAUCUUCCUCCAUCCCUCUGACUCCAAGCAACCAAGAAAGUGCAGUGUUUGCUGGCUUCGAAGGGAAAACUGACAAAAUAAGCGAGAUCCUUUCCUGGAAGCUUGUGCCUGAUAGUUACCCCCCAGGAGACCGGCCACCACCCCCCUCAUGCAUUUAUGGUGCACAACAUUUGCUGCGAUUGUUUGUAAAACUUCCAGAAAUCCUUGGAAAGAUGUCCUUUUCUGAGAAGAACCGGAAGGCAUUGCUUAAGCACUUUGAUCUGUUUCUGAGGUUUUUGGCAGAAUUCCAUGAGGACUUCUUCCCAGAGUCAGCUUACGUCUCCGUUUGUGAUGCACACUGA